Zingiber officinale is the source of this 633-nucleotide messenger RNA. RefSeq lists its product as uncharacterized. The record is from RefSeq and is a predicted model, not a curated record. Bases 1 to 633 code for a protein of 210 amino acids. Lineage: Eukaryota; Viridiplantae; Streptophyta; Magnoliopsida; Zingiberales; Zingiberaceae. The transcript is spliced from 3 exons.
AUGGCCAAGACCAAUGCUAAAACGGUGCCGAGCGAGCUCAGCCUAAAGCUCCUCAUCGACACGACCGCGCAAAAAGUCCUGUUUGCGGAAGCUGGCAAGGAGGUAGUGGACUUCCUAUUCGGCCUCCUCUCGUUGCCUGUUGGCUCCGUUGUGAAACUCCUCUCCAAGGAUCGCAUGGAAGGCUCCAUUGGCAAUCUGUACAAAAGCAUCCAGGAACUCGACGACUCAUACCUUCAAAACAGCAAAGGAAAAUCCACCCUCCUCAAUCCAAUUCACUCCAUCUCUCCCUCCCUGCUCCUCCGGGACCCUCCUCCUCCUCCUGUAAGAAUGUUUACUUCCACUGCGUCAAUCGAAUUUACUCUGGCUGCUAUGAGUGAUGAGAAGGAUGAUGACGUGGAUCCAAAUGUAGGAUUUGUGAAGGGCGUUGUGACGUAUACUAUCAUGGACGAUCUGACGGUGACGCCCAUGUCCAGCAUCUCUAGCAUUACCCUCCUAAGUAAGUUUAACCUCAAGAAUUUGAACGCACUUGUCGAGAGGGAUGUGACACUAGGUUUCAAUGAGGCUCUGGAGGUGUUGGAGAUCUCCUUGCGGUCGAAGAAGGUCCUCACUGGCGUGUUUCUUGGCAAGAAGUAA